This is a messenger RNA of Eucalyptus grandis, 813 nucleotides long. Its product is annotated as glutathione S-transferase-like. The transcript is spliced from 4 exons. The record is from RefSeq and is a predicted model, not a curated record. Bases 46 to 393 code for a protein of 115 amino acids. Gene Ontology annotation, biological process: L-phenylalanine catabolic process; glutathione metabolic process. NCBI's taxonomy places the organism in Eukaryota, Viridiplantae, Streptophyta, Magnoliopsida, Myrtales, Myrtaceae. Gene Ontology annotation, molecular function: glutathione transferase activity; maleylacetoacetate isomerase activity.
UCAUAGAUCAAAUUGUUCUCGAGAUUUCAGUAGGUAGGCCUCGGAAUGGCAAUGGAAAGAUUUUGUAUGCAUAAUACCCGCUGGCACGAUUACCUCAAGUCUGUGAAAUCUAGUGAAGUAUUCUCUAGCUCUGAUCGAAGUUGUGUGCUUGAUUUUGCAGAAUUUGACAAGUUAAAUCCUAUGCAUUUGGUUCCAGUGUUAGUGGACGGAGAUUUCGUGGUUUCAGAUUCUUAUGCAAUUUUGCUGGCUGCAAGUAUAAUCAGCUCGAGCAUACAGCCUCUUCAGAUGCUGACUGUGCUGGCCAAGUUCCCUACUUUGAGGAGGAUCCAUGAAUCGUACAAGACUUUGCCUGAAUACGAAGCAUCAUCACCGAACGUCAACCCGAUGCCAUGAUCUGACAUGGGUAUCUCCUCUCCAAUCUCAAAGUUGGAAGCCGAAAUGUCUCAGGUAUGCACGGUGCAGUGCAGCAACACGACAACGAGGGCGAGGGGAUCUCUUUCGGAGAUAUGAGCGAAGAUGAGUGGGUACUGUUCCUUGAAAUCUUCGAGAAGCUCUUGCCCGAGGUCACGGAGAACGCUAGAUGCAACAGCUCGAAGCAGAAGUUGGGAACUUCUUGCGACUUCUGAGGAAUCACCAAAGCAAUAGACGAUUUAAAGAUCAGCAAAAAGAUAGAAAGAAGCUCGGACACAGAUCGCUUGUAAUUAUUGUGGACUAAUUUUCCUUUUCUGUUUCCCAAAUGACUUGCUAGUAUAGAUUGUAGAUAAUGACCAUUUGGGGCCCGACGUGAGAGGAAAGCGAUCGGCAAGUCGCCGU